GCAAACUGAGAGAACCCUCCAGCCAAGAGAAGGAGGAGGAUCAAUCGAAAGUAUGUUUCCGACUCUUCUGAUGAAGAGGUGGUUGAAACCUUGCACGACUCGCCCAUCCCUCCAAGAAAUGCUGCUGGCCUUCUGAAUUUCACCUCCGAUGCAGGCCAUACAAUGGUAAUGCAAACCCCUGAACUGCGAAGACCACGGGCCACCCAGAGACCAUCCAACCGAGAAAGGACCCAGUCCCCGCUUCAGGAAAGACCAACGGCUGUUAGUCUGCUCCAGGAAAGACCACCGGCUGUAAGUCAUCUUGUUCGACAGGGGUUGAACAAAUCUUCGUUUGAUGCCACACAGCGCCUUCUCAUCACUCUGUUGACUGAAAUCAAGAGUGACUUGGCAGAAUUAAAGAAGAAGGCUGAUCACCACAGCCAGUUGUUGGCAAAACUUCAAGAGGCUAGGGCUACUGAAAAUGACUUCGAACUGCCAGACGGUUUAGACUUCCCUCUAAAGUCUCUGGAAGAUGUUGACGUGUUGGAAAACCUUCUGGAGACUGACCCAAACUUGCACAAGCACUUGUACACUGAUUUUACAAUUAGGCUGUGAUGCCUUUCAAUUGCUGUAUAAUAUAUCAGCAGAAAACUGGGCAGUGGAAUGAAUUUUGCUGAACAAGCCAACCGUGUACAUGUACAUGUUGCAUUAUGAAAGGUCAACAUUAAUUAGUUUGAUAUAUUUUGCCUGAUUGUCAAAAUUACAUAUUUAGCCAUUUGUUGUCGAUUUUCUUUAAUGAAUUUGGUUAUUCAUAACAUCAUGUGCUACAUUAAAUAUCUGUUUUCAUUUAUUUCAAAUAGAAGCUAUCCGGAGAAACAGACCAACCUGCAAGGCGUCUGAUGCCGAAAUACAGCGGGAGGUUGCCCAUUUUUUUAAGGGCUCUGCAGAUAGAUGUGGUGGUAGAAAGGAGCGACUAAACCGUGCUGCUGCUGCUGCAGCUGCUGAAGCUGCUGAUGCCAUCGCUGAUAACAAUGGUGUUGAGCAGCAAUAAACAGUGUGACCCCUGUCUGACCCCACAUUGUUUGCUUUGGUUAAUAAAUAAUAUUAAUAUUAAAGAUGUUCAAAGGCGUGUUAAAGUCCUGCGUGCUGUGUUAAAGAGUAGUAGGUUUGGUUUUAAUUGUGUUUUUUUGGUUAACCUUGCCAAGUACAAUAUUUGCCACAGUUUUGCUUUUCUCAUUGUGUAGUCAAACAAUUUUGAAAACACUCGGGGUUUUACCAUUUAAGUAAUGAAAUAUCAUGGAUGUUUUGUGCUACUAUUGUGCUACUAUUUAAAAAGUUGUCUUCACAUUAUUUAUUCUACACAAAAUUUGUUUUAAAGUAUUUGAUAAACUUACUAAUUUAUUUCGUUUGUUUUAGUUGGCCUAUUACAUAAAAAUACAGACAAGAUAAAUAUUUGCUAGUAUUUCAGCCACGGUUUUGCUGUACUGAUUGUUCUUACUUUAAUAACCUUGUGGUAUUACAUGUAUUUAAUUAACUUUUUUCACCUCAUUUAUUGUACAAAAAUAAUGUUUCAAUUAUUGACGAUGCUAGUUAUUGAUUAAGGUUGUGAAGUCCAGAACAAAAAUACAAAAUACUUGUUUUUUUAUUAGUGACAAUACUGAUGAUUUUGCUCUGUUCUCGUAGAACAAAAAUUGCCAACACUUUUAUUUGCCAGAUGUAAGCCACUGUUUAGAUGUACUCAUUGUGCAGUACAACCUUAAAGAAAAUACUCAGGGUUUUGCUAUAAUAAUUAAGUAAUACAAUGUAUUCAUUGUACAAAAGACUUGUUUUGUAUUAGUGGCAAUAACAAGAGUCAUGUAACUCAUGUACAGAACAUUGCCAGUUUUGCCAACUUUAGCUUCAUUUGUUUCAAAAUAAAGUGUACCAUGUUAAUUGGUGCAAUUUAACCUAUACAUUUCAGCCUGUGUGUACAUGUACAUGUUUAAUAAUUGUUCAA
Molecule: messenger RNA, 1975 nt
Organism: Asterias rubens (European starfish)
Lineage: Eukaryota; Metazoa; Echinodermata; Asteroidea; Forcipulatida; Asteriidae
Exons: 3
Coding region: 163-594 (143 amino acids)
Source: RefSeq, a predicted model, not a curated record